Messenger RNA from Rotaria sordida, 897 nucleotides. NCBI's taxonomy places the organism in Eukaryota, Metazoa, Rotifera, Eurotatoria, Philodinida, Philodinidae. The record is from the annotation of a GenBank genome assembly.
AUGAUUGAUAUUCAGUUACCAAUAAAAAGUAAACAAAAAUUAAUUCAACAAUUUCAAGAUGAAUUGAAUAAUGGUAAUGUUGACAAUAUAUGUUUAGCUGUUAUUGAUCAUAAUACAAGUCAAACGACUAUUAUUUUUCCAAUCGAUGAGCUUACUGAACUAUUGCAUGCAUAUGGCAUUCCAGUACUUAUCGAUGGAGCACAUGGACCUGGUCAAGUGAAUCCUUAUCUCUCACUCGCUAAGCUCAAAUGUGAUUUUUAUAUUGGAACAUAUCAUAAAUGGAUGUAUGCAGUCAGAGGCUGUUCGUUUCUUUUUAUUCGUGAUUUAUCUAUUGCUAAUCAAAUUCAACCUGCGAAUACAACAUGGGGUUAUCGUUCACGAGCUUUUCAACUUGAUAAUAUGACACAUUUCCAUUUAAAAUUUUUUCAUCAAGGUACACGUGAUGAAUCAGCUCUAUUUACUCUUCCAAAAGCAAUUGAUUUUAUUAAUUCAAUGGUUGGUGGAUUCGAACGUACUUAUGAAUAUAAUUCAAUAUUAAGUUCUCAAGCAAAAAUUAUGCUUGAACAACGAUGGAAUACACAAGGGAAAGAUCUUGUACCAAAUGACACGCAAGCACCUUAUUUUAAAAUGAUUCAAUUACCUGAUUUACGUGAAUAUAAACAGACUGAUACUGAAGCAAUUCGUCUUUUAACAGAUCUUAUUAUUUAUCAUAAUCUUAUUUCUAUGAUUCGUGGCCAGGUGGCCUGGCCUGGCAGGCCACCAGGCGCCUGCCAGGCAGCAGGCCAGGCCGGCAGCUCUGGUGUUAAUCAACAACUUUAUAUUCGUAUUGGAGUUCAAAUUUAUAAUCGUAUUGAAGAUUAUAUUUUUCUAGCUGAUACAAUUCAUAAAUUAAAAUAG